Messenger RNA from Neocloeon triangulifer, 1976 nucleotides. RefSeq lists its product as uncharacterized. Gene Ontology annotation, molecular function: serine-type endopeptidase activity. The transcript has 13 exons. Bases 63 to 1898 code for a protein of 611 amino acids. Gene Ontology annotation, biological process: proteolysis. Lineage: Eukaryota; Metazoa; Arthropoda; Insecta; Ephemeroptera; Baetidae. The record is from RefSeq and is a predicted model, not a curated record.
UUUUAUGUUGCAUCUCCUCGAAACAAGGCGCGGAUCCGUCGCUAUCACAGCAAAUUGUGACAAUGAACCGUGGAUCGAUUUGGUUGGUCGCCCUCUGCACUUUUUUUGCUCCGAUCUCUGCCAAAUUGAGUGAAGAAGAGUGGAGCGAAGCUAGAAAGAAAAUCAACUUAACUGAUUGUUGGAAUUAUGGGAAAAACUUAUUCUUUCCAGCACCAGUUUUCAGUUUAACUGAUGGAGAAAAUCUGAGUUUCAAAGAUUGCGGCCGUUGGGACUUGAGCGAAGAAAGUCAAACGCCUCCGUGGCAUUUAUACUUCAAAUUUAACGAUGCUUUUCAUGGUUGGGGCGUUCUUCUGUCGGAUCAGACAUUUGUCAUGAACUAUGAAUCCGAUGCUCUUUACAACAGUUUUAAAAAUAGAGCGGAAAUUAAAUUAUUUGGAGGCGAGUGCGUCGAUGAGGAGGACGAAGAGACGUGCUUGAAGAAACGAGGUUUGCUCAGCCAAAAGUUGCUUGGGGUAAAAAAAGUGGAAGUGCGGCACGGCAGAUAUUUCUCGAAAACCAUCACCGUUUGGCGAAUCGAGAAAGUGACACUAACGCCGAGUUUGCAGCCGGCCUGUUUGUGGAACCGAGACAACCAGGACAACUCGAAUCAAACCAUUUUCAAUUUCGACGGACAAGCAAGAGGACCAAUGUUUCAAAAAUCGGAUUUUGUACCUGAGGAAACGUGUUACAGAAGAAGUAAUAUUGACAAAUGGGAGUGCGACCUGUACGGGAAAUCGAUUUGUUCCUCGUCACUCAUUAAAAAAGUUGACUGGCCCUCGUAUUUGUUCAUCGAGCGUGAUGGUCGGUUUUAUUUGCGCGCGGUGGGUCCUUCGAUCUUCUAUGAACCUGUCAAGUGGCUCGAUCUUUUGCCCGCAACAAAGCAAAUCGUAUCGGCGUCCGUCGACCUUGGAUUAAUGCCCGAAAUCCCCAGACUCAAAACCAGAACAGGUUUUGGGCCCGACCAGAGCUUUCCCGAAUGCGGAAUUAAAGCGAACCAGGAAUAUUUUCUGUCAGAAGAAGGAGAUUUUGAUGACUCGACUUUUGAUGGGCGAAUCGCGGAGCAAGGUGGACACCCUUGGCACGUCAGUCUGACUCGACGCACUGGCAAACAACCGUUGAUCGAUUUCUGCGGAGCGACCAUCAUUUCCAGAAAGGCCCUUCUCACAGCGGCACAUUGUUUUUACGGCAAAAAUGGAUUUCGUUUCAGAGCGAGAGACGUAGACGUAACUUUCGGAAUGUAUAAUCGCUCUUCGGAUGCUCGCGAUGGUUUGCAACAAGAAUUGCAGGCUUACAGGGUUUUGGUGCACCCUGGCUACAACCACAGCAGAGGCGACUUUAAAGAUAACAUUGCCCUCGUCAUCUUAAGCGACGAAGUUCAGUUCAGUGAAGACGUGCGGCCCAUUUGUCUUUGGAACUGGAACUACGGUCUUGAUAAAAUCGUCAACAGGACGGGCACGGUGGUCGGCUGGGGAUUAACUUCAGAUGUACAGACUGAGCCAGAAAUUCUGCAGGAGGCGAAUAUGAAAGUGAUUUCCUAUGAGGAUUGUUACGAGAGCAGGCGCCGCUUUUUUUCACUGAACCUGCGCCCGAGAGAAAACUUUUGCGCCGGUUUUCCAGACAGUCAAAGGGGUGUGUGCGUAGGAGACGGUGGCAGUGGAUUUUCGCUCUUCAACCAAAGGUACCAACGCCACUUUCUGCGCGGCGUCCUCGGUGUGGGGCCCACGAAAACGGUGACCAGGGCAGAUGGAAACGUGACCAAGGUUUGCAACCCCAAUCUGUACUCGUUGUUCACCGACGUCACCAACUACUUGCCUUGGAUAGUUGACAACACCCCUGAUAUUCAUCCUUUGAGUGCUUGAUAUUGUGAAAAUACUGCGACCAAUAUUGUUAUUUACUAUUUAUUUUACUGUACGACUUCAUAAAAAUAAUAUUUAUGC